GCAAAGGUUCCUAUAAAAACCAACAAAAGGAGGACUCUUGAAGUAUAUCGGUGUCAAUAGCAGACGUCUUGAGUGUAGGAGCCAUGUUGUCUAAAGUAAUCUUUGUUCUUGCCGCAGUAUGCGUUAUCAAUGCAGCUGUGCUUGUCAAUGAGCGAAAAGGUGAUCCUGAAGCCGUAUUGUUGUCUGAAAAGAGUGACUACAACGACAACUCCCUUAAUGCUGAAGAACCUUCCUUCUCCGCCGAUGCAUGGGAUGAACAAGGAAUCUUAAGAACAAAUGAAGAUCUGAUGGUGUCCUCGGCAAGAACUUGCUUAUUCUGGGUUUGCAAUGAACAGUGCCGUCGCCUCGGUAACCUCGGUGGUAGAUGUCUUAGCAAUAAUAUAUGUGCAUGCUUUUAAGAUUAAAAAAAAUACAAGGUUCCUUUAUUUCUCUUUUGAUAAAUAAGACGUAAUAAGUAUUCAGAAACAUUGUUACUUAUUAUUUGGUUAAAACCUUUUUUUCAUGUCGUCAUACAUUAAGUACUUACCUAAAAGUUUUAAAUUGCAUGAAACUUACCUUUGCCAGAACAAAGUUAUGUUAAAGGAUAUUGUUACAAUUUUUAAUUUUGUUCAGCAUACCUUUUUUGUAAAAUACAGUUUGAAUAAAUAUAUCUGACUUCAUCACCAAAA
This is a messenger RNA of Helicoverpa armigera (cotton bollworm), 668 nucleotides long. RefSeq lists its product as uncharacterized. Lineage: Eukaryota; Metazoa; Arthropoda; Insecta; Lepidoptera; Noctuidae. The transcript has 4 exons. The record is from RefSeq and is a predicted model, not a curated record. Bases 84 to 398 code for a protein of 104 amino acids.